Lynx canadensis (Canada lynx) is the source of this 4193-nucleotide messenger RNA. It is a transcript of the gene ZFP57, whose product is annotated as ZFP57 zinc finger protein. The transcript has 6 exons. Gene Ontology annotation, biological process: negative regulation of transcription by RNA polymerase II. Gene Ontology annotation, molecular function: DNA-binding transcription repressor activity, RNA polymerase II-specific. NCBI's taxonomy places the organism in Eukaryota, Metazoa, Chordata, Mammalia, Carnivora, Felidae. The coding region runs from base 512 to 2452 and encodes 646 amino acids. The record is from RefSeq and is a predicted model, not a curated record.
GCAUUGCGCCUCCGGUCGCUCCCCCCCUGAGGAUCCAGUCCUGGGAUAGUUGUUUCUUGGAUCAAUCCUUGGGGUGCUGCCCCUGAAAAACGAAGGAGCCUUCCCGAAUACUGAUUUCUGGGGACUGUGCGGCCCUAGAGCCGGAAUUUCCCUCUUGCGGCUGCGCUGAGGAUGAAAGCUCAGCUCGGAGUCCGGACCGUCAGGUUCCUGCGCUCCCGGGGCCUCCUGCCCCGCACGCCCGCCUCGGGGGCUGCCCUGGGCCCGAGGAGGAGUGAGCGGGCUUCUUGAGGCGCAGGAGGUGCUGCGGGUGGACCUGGGGAAGCGGGACAGGUCCUGACACGCUUCCUGGUGAGGCCACGGCCGUGGGUAGCGUUUCCCCAUGCCGUAGGCUGACUUCGGGUCUGGGACCCACCUCCACCGGGGCCUCCGAAUCCUGUCCAGCCAACUGCGAAUUGCCGGCGUCCACUGGAUAGACAGUAGACAUUUCCGUAAUACAUUGUCCUGGGCUAAAAUGUCUACAGACCCCAGGAUUGCUACAGGUCAGCUGUCCCCACUGGAGAAGAAAAUCUUGGUUCCUAGAGGUGGGCGCCAGCCAGUGACUCAGAGCAGGAACCGAGGGCCGAUGUCUUCGGAGCCUCAGCCUGGUGUCCCCGGACGCUGGUGGCUGAGCCCUGGUGACCGGCCUCUGAAGCCUGAACCAAAGGUGCGCUGCGUUGUGAAAGAGGGGACUUCACACCGGACGACAGCCCCUCGGGGCAGAGACCUUGGCCUUGGAGAAGCCAUGCCGAAGCCCGAGGCGUCUGCAGAGCCCCUCCAUCUGCUGCGUUUCCCGGAGACCAAAAGCCCCGGGAAGGAGUGCGGCCAGCCUGGGGGGCCGGGCCAGGAGGGGAGAGAGCCGGAAACAGACACCAUGGAGAAGCCCGUCCAGCGUGUGCAGAAACUGCUCCCUCGGGUGGAGGAAGAUGCCCAGCAGGAAGCCGCACGGAGAGAGUGCAGGUGGAGGGCGUGGGUGCAGAAGCCAGUCACCUUUGAGGACGUGGCAGUGAACUUCACCCAGGAGGAGUGGAUGUAUCUAGAUGCCAGUCAGAGGGCCCUGUACCAGGACGUUAUGUCAGAGACCGUCAGAAACCUGAUGUCUGUAGAUCUGGUCACAAAGCUUGAAGAAGAAGAACAGUGGAGGACCGAGCUCCAGCUCCAACCCCCAAAUGGAGAAGGCCUCCCUUCAGGAAGCAGGAAGCAGGAGCUUCCAGAAGGGAGUCCAAGCAGCAGGGGCAGAGAUGAGGAGGUCCCCCUUGCUUGCAAAGGCUCAGGACGACCCUGUGCCCCCGUGGGUUCCGGGCCCAGGGCCCCUGAGUGUUCAGCCCCCCAGGCCGGGCCACCGUUCACCUGCCACGUGUGUGGCAGGACUUUCAGGAAGCGCUCCAACCUGCACAGCCACCAGUUUGUGCACAAUCCCCACAAGACUAACAGCUGCAGCCAGUGUGGGAGGUCGUUCCGGAACCCCAGGGACCUCAGCUACCACAGGCGCAUGCACCUGGGGGAGAGGCCCUUCUGCUGCCCACUCUGUGACAAGACCUACUGCGACGCCUCGGGGCUGAGCCGUCACCGCCGUGUGCACCUGGGCUACCGGCCCCACUCCUGCGCCCUCUGUGGAAAGGGCUUCCGGGACCAGUCUGAGCUCAAACGCCACCAGAAGACCCACCAAAACCGGAAGCCGGUGGCCAGGGACUGGAAGCAUGUUGUGAGCCCUCCAGGCUCCAGCGCUCUGUCUUGGGAGCCCCUGGACAGGAGCCAGGCGAGCAGCCGGGAGCCCGCGGCCGGGACCCGAAAACCUGUAUUUGGAACCAAGGGUCCUGUAGCUCAGACCCAGCCACCUGCAGACAGGCAGCAGGCGAUCGCUGUGAAGCCUCGGGCACCGGCCACGGCAACCCCGGGGCCUGAGACCGGGACCCAGGAGCCUGACACCAGAGCCCCCUGCCUGGACACCAGUCCCCCAGCGAAGCCUUCAGGACUCCAGGUCUCCUCUGGCCCUCGCUGCGCCCCGACACUGAGCGGGAGAGCCUGUCCGUCCAGCCACCACAAGGCCCACGUCACCGAGCCACGCUGCUGCUUCCGCUGUGGCAAGGCCUUCGGGUCCCUGUCGGGGCUGGCCAGACACCAGCACACGCACUGGAGGCAGCAGGUGUACCGCUGCCCCGCCUGUGACGUCUGCUUCGGGGACAAGGAGGGCCUCGUGGGCCACUGGGGGGCUUCCAAAGGCAAGGACCCGUGUCUGGGCAGCCCCCACGCGUGCCGGGCGAUCCUGGCCCAGUGGCUUGGCUUCUUCCGAGACACCUCCCCUUUGGCAGGAAAGGAGCCGGUUGUGCCCCGGGAUCUGGGCCCUGGGCCCCCAGGAGAGGGCAGGGGAGAGGGGAGAGGGGGUGCAGAGCCGAGAAAGCAAGUGAGGCCAUGAGGGUCUCAGGACAUGAAGAAGCAGCCGUUCUGUGCACCUGCGUUUCCUAGUCCUGACCUCCGGGCACAGGAAGGGGUGAGGGGUCAUGAGGGAAAUGCAGAAAGGAACAGGGGUGAGCAGUGGUUCACGGAAACCUGUAUUAUCAUUACUUAGCACCUGCUUGUUUCUUUGUGUCUGACAGACCAUCAAGUAGUAAUUGUUGCAGAAAACAGUGGAGGCUCUGAUGGACGGGAGGGAAGGGGGCUGCGGGCCACGUCCGGGCUCCCCAGGGUCUCCAGCAGCUCGCUCACUCAGCUCUCAUGGUUUGGACCCUUCCUGCCCCUUCCCGCAGCCCUCCACCUCUCUGCCCUGCCCCUCAGGACUGGCAUCUUGGAAGAAACAACCACCAUUUUCGAGGUUAGAGCACUGGAAUGUGCAACAGGGGGGUCCUGGUCACAGUCCGAGGCUGAGAGCCUGCUGCCUGUGUCGCUGUCCAGCUCAGGUGGCCUCAUCGGGGAGAGGAGCGCCCGCCUGGCUGUGGCCAGAGGGGGCUUCCAGACGGAAGACAGGACAGGAGAGACGAGGGGACAGAAAGGCCACGACAGAAGGAAACGCAAUCCCAUUGGCAACUCCGAGCAUUCCUGGAAAUGCAGAUUGGAAAGUCGCUGCAGUGAGGAGGCCAAUGAGUGUUCAACAUGGGGGAUCCGCAUCCUGAGGGCCGGUCCAUGGGCCAGUCCAGCUCAGAAGGGGUUUCCUGGAAAGAGGAGACAGUGACUUGAAAAUCUGUCAGUGGUUACAAUCACCAACCAUUAAACCCGAGGACAGGGAAAGCCCUGGCGAAGCCUCUCUCCUCCAUGGUUGGUCUUGGAGGUGAGGUGCCAGGUGGCUGCUGGACAGUGUGGGAAUUGGGCAGCGCGUGGGAGAGGCCCCUGCCUCCCCCUUGGGGUCGCCCAGCUGCCCCCACUUCCUUUUUCUGCCUUCCUGGCCUUUGGUUCUCAGCUUACAAAAGGAAGAAAGGAAGAAAACUUACUUAGCUCUUCAAGAAAUUGCCCUGAAAAAAGAGAGAGAGAAAUGAGUGACCGGUGGAAGAUGACGGGCCCCCUCCCCACAUAGUCCCUGAGGAGUCUGGGGUUGGCCUUGGGGACACAGGGGCGACAAAAUCCGGUUCCCUGCAUCUUAAGCCCUGGUCCCACUCUUUCCCUGUUCGGGGAUGACCUGGUGCCCCAUUGCUCUGGUCACCCUUGUGGCCCUGUGCACCUGCCAGUCUCCGAUGCAGCCAGUUGUAGCAGAUGACCAGGGCAAGCAGGGGUCCGAGCACCGGCACCAGCGUGAACAGGGUGAUCUUCCAGCAGGGCACCCUCAGGAAGUGCGGGUCUGGGUGGGUCACAGAACAAACGGGAUCAACGACUAUGUGUCCUUUGAGCCCCACCCACCCGCACUCCUUUCAUUGUCGGCAUUCUCAACCUGGGCUCCAGGAACCCACAGGGGUCUGCAGAGAGCUCAGGGCGUUGGUGAACUUGGGGGAGAAAAGCAGUAUGUCAUCAGCAGUGCCUGUGCCUUUAUCGCCGGUGGAAACCACAGAUGACUUUCAUUCCCAUUGGGGUUGUUGCUGAAUUCUCAAAAUGUUUGUCAAUGUUUUGAAAUUGUAACUUAUUAGACCUGCUGCUACAUUCUUAUUUAAAGCAUUUUUGUUAUUUAAAGAAACAUUCAUUACUAUAUUACAGAUCACAUGUUACUAAAUGCAAAUGUGUUUAUAUUUUGA